AUGCAGGCGGACGAAGUGAAGGAGAAGAAGAAGAAGAGCAAGAAGGCGUCAGAGAAGGCCGCCGAGCCUGCCGCCGCCGCCGCGCCCGCCGAGGAGGCGCCCGCCAAAACCAGCUCCAAGAAGCGAGCCACGCGAUCCGGCUCCAAUGUCUUUGCCAUGUUCACCCAGCACCAGGUGGCGGAGUUCAAGGAGGCCUUCCAGUUCAUCGACCAGGACAAGGACGGCUUCCUCUCGAAGAACGACAUCCGCGCCACCUUCGACUCUCUGGGCCGCAUCUGCACCGACUCCGAGCUGGAGGGCAUGAUCAAGGAGGCGCCCGGCCCCAUCAACUUCACCAUGUUUCUCACCAUCUUCGGCGACCGAACGCAGGGCACCGACGAGGAGGACGUCAUCCUCAACGCCUUUGCCCAGUUCGACGAGGGCAACGGCCUGUGCAAUGAGGACUCCCUGCGCCACUCGCUGUGCACCUGGGGCGAGAAGUUCAGCGCCUCGGAGGCGGACAACAUCCUCGCGGAGGCGCCCAGCGACGGCAAGGGCAACAUUGACAUCAAGAAGUUCGCACAGCUGCUGACGCGCGGCGACGAGGAGGAGGGUGGUUAA
Molecule: messenger RNA, 600 nt
Organism: Rhagoletis zephyria (snowberry fruit fly)
Lineage: Eukaryota; Metazoa; Arthropoda; Insecta; Diptera; Tephritidae
Source: RefSeq, a predicted model, not a curated record